Messenger RNA from Fusarium verticillioides 7600, 1779 nucleotides. RefSeq names its product ubiquitin-conjugating enzyme E2 R. Lineage: Eukaryota; Fungi; Ascomycota; Sordariomycetes; Hypocreales; Nectriaceae. Gene Ontology annotation, molecular function: ubiquitin conjugating enzyme activity. Gene Ontology annotation, biological process: protein polyubiquitination; proteasome-mediated ubiquitin-dependent protein catabolic process. The transcript has 2 exons. The coding region runs from base 779 to 1453 and encodes 224 amino acids. The record is from RefSeq and is a predicted model, not a curated record.
CCGGAUGGCGGCGGCAAGACCGAAGUGAAUGACUCUCUACGCACUCUUAAGUAUCCGUAAGGUCUUGAUUGAUUACCCAAGGUACAGAAGGUAAUUGAUUUUCCAUGCCUUUUUCUCUUCCUUUACCUCAAUAUCUAUUGCGUUUUGCAUAAGAAGAAAAGGAAAAGACUACAAAAGGGUCAUCACCCUUUUUUUUACUGCUUCUUCUUUUGACUUCCUUCUUUUCCGCAUUCGUCAUUACUGGGCGUCCCAAACCUCAAACACGUUUGCUAUCAGGGUUGCCUCAUUGUUAAGCGAUAAGCCCAACAACCCCUUCAAUAGGUAGGUAAACAACAAACAAACAAACUCCUCCCUCCCUCGUUGUCAACCCCAAAAAGAGGGCGAUAUCCAAACAAAACUUGCCAACAAAGCAAAGCAAAGCAACACGAAGGGAAGCGAAGCGCCUGCCGGCUUCUUCUAAAUCCAAACACCACCUUGCUCAACUUUUACACGUCCAAUCGCCGAAGCCGCCCCUCCUCGACCGCCCUUUCCGUCCAGCACAGCGCAGCGCAGCACAGGCAGUCAAUAAACUCCCUUUUGCCGCUGGCGCUGGCGCUGGCCUGACUUAUCAAGCCCGGCCCAACUCUUCUACACUUUCAACUCACAACAACCAACUACCUCACCUCCUCGGCAACUUUCGGUCUUUUCAAACACACGCUCGCUUGGAGGACUCUUGUCGUUGGACGGGCGAAGUAGCGCACACGCACCUAAUUACCUUGGUUAUCGAUAGUCAGUCAUCAUGGCGCAAAAGAGACUCAUGCAGGAGCUGCAACCCCUUCAGAAGGAGAAAUGGGUCAACAUCGAGACCGACGACUCAAACCUUCUGAUCUGGAAGAUCGGUCUCUGGGUCGUUAACCCCGAUAGCGUCUGGCACGGAGCCUACCUCAGGGCCGAGAUGAAGUUUCCAAACGAUUAUCCUUACCAACCACCCAGUUUCAAAUUCCUCACCAAGAACAUCUGUCACCCCAACGUCUACACCGACGGUAAUCUCUGCAUUUCCAUCCUCCACAAGCCGGGCGAAGACGAGCAGUCAGGCGAGCUGGCCAGCGAGCGUUGGAAUGUCCUUCACGGUGUCGAAUCGGUCCUGCGAUCCGUUCUACUCCUCCUUGACGAUCCCGAAAUCAACUCACCCGCAAACGUCGAUGCUAGCGUCCUCUAUCGCGACAACAAGACCGAGUACAACAAGCGAGCAAAGGACAUCGUUGAUAAGUCUCAGAAGGAUAUCCCGUCAGGGUCGAGGAUGCCCACUCCCUCCGAGCUCGCACCUGCGCCACAAAAGCCCAUUGAUGAUGAUGCCGACUUCUGGAAUAUGACAGACGAGGAGGAAGACUUUGGCGGCAGUGAUAGCGACGAGGACAUGGAAGACUUUGAUGAUGACGACGAGGAUGACGAUGAUGUCAGAGACCAGAAGUAGACUUCCCCCAAAGGCCAUACAUUUCUCAGCGUGGCCAGGACGAGCGAUAGGUUGGCUACUUUCCAAGCCUCUUACUUUCUCCACCAUUUCGCGUCAUCCUCUUUCAUCUACAGUACUAUGGACAUAGCGAGGUUAUUUUAUUCCAUUUUAAGGCGUUCCAGAUGCGCAUACUCGGUAUGGGACGAGCAUUGCAAGCAUCGAGCGAUACGGACAUUGAGUGAAUGCAGGAAGACUGGUGGUCUCUGUUAUAUGCGUGUUGUUUACAUGGAGCAAGGGUGUGUUUAUCAGGCGUGCUUUCUAUAGACAGAAUAUACAACUUAUCAAGA